AUUCGUGACUCCGAGGAGCUGGGACAGCAGCCGGCGCCAUGAGUUGUGGCGACCUUUUCCAGGUGUUCAGUACACGGGCCAUUGUGCCCCGAGCUACGCCAGGAGACCGGGCCACACAGCUUUGCCUGAGCCACCCUCCUCCCAUCCGUAAGCUGCUGGACUCCUACGAGGAGCUGCGAGGUGGCCUCGGGCACCAGCCCUUGAGGUCUUGCCUCUGUGCCGAAGAACCCGAGAGGCAGGAGGGUGCCAAGGGCUGUCGGGGUAAGAAGAAGAAGAAGGUGGUCUUUGCCGACAUGAAGGGCUUCUCUCUCACAGCCGUCCGGAUCUUCUCCAAAAUCGAGGAAGACCUGUGUGAUUUGCACCAUGCCCUGUCCAAUCUGACCAGCUUCCGGAACAAAUGUCGGGGCUCCCGGCUGGAGAUGAAGUACGUGCUGGACUUCUCCCAACCCUCUGCUGAUUAUUCGGCUUUCCGUAGCCGCUUACAGAGCAAUUUUGUUGCCUUGGAGAGCUGCCUGAUCCAAGAGAAAUCCCUUUCUGGGACUGUCAAAGUCAGAAACAUUAGUUACGAGAAACAAAUGUACAUCCGGAUCACCUUUGACUCCUGGAAGACUUUCCAGGACAUCUAUUGUCAGUAUAUGCACAAUACAUAUGGAUAUACAGACACGGAUACUUUUUCCUUCCAGGUAGCUCUGCCCAAAAGUCCAGUUCCUUGUGGGUCUGUUGAGUUUUGUAUCUCCUUCCAGUGUGGCUCAACAGUCUACUGGGACAACAACCAAGGGAAGAACUAUAGAAUACGCCAGGUGGUAGCUACUUCCCCUCCUGGUGCCCUUUCACGGCUGGCAAAGAGCACUCUUGGGGCUGGGGAGCCUCUGGGGACUUCUCGGGCUGCAGCUUUAGUCCUCUCUCGCUUGCACACCUGGCGGCGGUCAGAGAACCGAGACCCUUAUUGGUAGGAAGGUUUUGGAUUGCGCACUCUCUCUCUGCAAUUCCUGACAUUUCCUACCAGGUGCUAGCUGGUGGAGAGCCAGUUUGGUGUAGUGGUUAAGUGCGUGGACUCUUACCUGGGAGAACCGAGUUUGAUUCCCCGCUCCUCCACUUGCAGCUGCUGGAAUGGCCUUGGGUCAGCCAUAGCUCCUGCAAAGCUGUCUUUGAAAGGGCAGCUUCUGUGAGAGCUGUCUCAGCCCCACCUACCUCACAGGGUGUCUGUUGUGGGGGAGGAAGGUAAAGAAGAUUGUAAGCCGCUCUGAGAUUCAGAGUGAAGGGGGGGUAUAAAUCCAAUAUCUUC
Molecule: messenger RNA, 1285 nt
Organism: Heteronotia binoei (common prickly gecko)
Lineage: Eukaryota; Metazoa; Chordata; Lepidosauria; Squamata; Gekkonidae
Product: protein phosphatase 1 regulatory subunit 3C-B-like
Exons: 2
Coding region: 39-953 (304 amino acids)
Biological process (GO): regulation of glycogen biosynthetic process
Cellular component (GO): protein phosphatase type 1 complex
Molecular function (GO): glycogen binding; protein phosphatase 1 binding
Source: RefSeq, a predicted model, not a curated record